Nerophis lumbriciformis (worm pipefish) is the source of this 666-nucleotide messenger RNA. The record is from RefSeq and is a predicted model, not a curated record. Lineage: Eukaryota; Metazoa; Chordata; Actinopteri; Syngnathiformes; Syngnathidae.
AUGGCCGCCGACGAUGAUAAAAGCAUCCCUGAGCUGGACCAAAAAAAGUACGACGCGGACGAACAUGUCAAGAUAAUAUGUCUGGGAGACAGUGCCGUCGGGAAAUCCAAGUUGAUGGAGCGAUUUCUCCUGGACGAAUAUCAACCGCAGCAGCUUUCCACGUAUGCUUUGACACUCCACAAACACAAAGCCACGGUGGCUAAUAAGACAGUGGCAGUAGAUUUCUGGGACACGGCCGGUCAAGAGAGGUUUCAGAGCAUGCAUGCUUCCUACUACCACAAAGCGCACGCAUGCAUCAUGGUUUUUGACGUCCAGAGAAAGAUCACCUACAAGAACUUAGCCAACUGGUAUGCAGAGCUGAGGGAGUACAGGCCCGAGAUCCCGUGUUGUGUGGUUGCCAACAAAAUAGACGCCGACCAGAAGGUGACGCAACGGAGUUUCAACUUUGCCAAGAAGAAAGGACUCCCUUUUUAUUUUGUUUCUGCAGCCAACGGCACGAACGUCGUCAAGAUGUUCCGGGAGAUGAUCAAGCGAGCUGUGGAAUACAAGCAAAACCCCAAUGACUUCAUGGACGAAGUUAUGCAAGAACUUGAAAAGUUCGAGUUGGACAAGAAUGACGCACAUUCGGACGCAGAAGGAGACGUCAACAGGGACAACAGCCCAUAG